AUGUCAAAACUUUGUGAGCAUGCAGCCUCCUGCCCUCCGACACUGUCAGUGGAAGAUUUCCAGAGAGAUGAAGCCUUUGACUGCCGAGUUAUCCAGCUGAUCCGAGAUGACAUCCUGCCCCAUGCAAGUCACCUUCCGGCAGACUUCAUGGUCAAGAUUAUGGACAUUCUCAACAAGGGCUCCAUCCAUUCCACUACUUCUGAUUGUUUUGUUGACACAGAAUCCAGCAGGAAGCUCAGAGAAGAGUUUGCCCGCACCUGCUUUGAGACACUGCUGCAGUUUUCUUUUGUUAGUGACACUGUGUCAGAGCAGGGCCAACUGACACGACUUGCUGUCAUGUCACUGUUGCGUCGGUGUCAGGAUGUUGUCACUAAAUAUGUUGAGGAUGAGAGACUAAGCGGAAAGUGUCCUUUGCCGAGGCCAAGGUUAGCUGAGAUGUCAUCUGUACUCAAAGCAAUAACCACCCUGCUGCAGUCACUCAAGAAGGCACCCAAGGAGAAUGUGGAAGUCGCUGUCUGGAACCAAGUUAUUAAGCUGUACCCAGCACUGGUUGAGUGCACAACAUCACCAUCACCUCAGGUGUCCAAAAGUCUGCGUGAUGCCUUGCACGAGUUCUGUGAUCUGCUGGCGCCACCUGGUUCCGCGUAUCUGCAAAAUGGCAGAUAA
Molecule: messenger RNA, 666 nt
Organism: Candidula unifasciata
Lineage: Eukaryota; Metazoa; Mollusca; Gastropoda; Stylommatophora; Geomitridae
Source: the annotation of a GenBank genome assembly